AUGGCCCAACAUUCAUCAGUCCCACGCACUCAGACUGUGAGAGAGAAGCUUACUCUAUCCCGACUCCAUAUCAUCGGAGUCAUCUCUCCAGCCCAGACCCUGGCCAUCCAGCAUAUAUUCGGCCAUCUGAUAAUUCUGGACCAUCAAGACUGCAGCAACUACAUCUCGAUCUCCCCAAUAUCGACCCGGAGGAUACAAGCACUCGAGAAUCAUUCCUUAUCAUCCCCCCACCGUUUCAGCAGCGAGCGAAGGGCUCCUUUGAAUUUGCUCUGGUCAGUCCACCUUUCUCCUUCAGUUUUCUGCAAGUCGAGCAGCUGUAAAUUCAGCCGAGACUGGGUUUCCCCAUUCGAUUUGCUGUUGCUGCUGCUGCUGCUGUUUCAGGCUGUUUCCCAUUCCAGUCCAUCCGCAUUCAUGCACUGCUUCUUGGUUGAACUUGAUGAUAGUGUAGUAGCCUGAAAUUCGCACCACACCCAUCUGGCUGGCUCGUCGUCUCAGCUGCUCCUUACUUAAACCUGCCCUCCAUCCACCUGGAACUGCUUCCGUAUAACAAAUCCUGGAAUUCUUUCUUGAUGAUCGAAAGCUUACCUACUCUUCCAACAUUUCAUCCCUCAGAACUCAUCCUGUGAUCUCGCAGCCACAAGCUGAAACCCCCCAAGUCACCAGGGCGCAUAUAUCCUCGUGCACUGCUACUCUGCUCUUUGCAGCCCCCGAUCCCAAGAACAGAAGAACGCGUCUUGGGUAAUUCUGUUUUAGAGCCGUGGUCAUCCUCCGUCCCGGCAUCGCCUUCGGCUUGCUCGGUGGGUGCUGUGUGUCCGUUUGAUCAGAGCCAACAAGGAAAAGGAGGCCGAUCAUCAUCACAAAAGUUCUCGCAAUUCUUCUGACAGACUGAUCAUUCUCAAUGAUUCCACAGCAGAUUUAACCAAAUUACAGAAAACAAAAAAAUAAAAA
This is a messenger RNA of Puccinia graminis f. sp. tritici CRL 75-36-700-3, 948 nucleotides long. RefSeq lists its product as uncharacterized. The coding region runs from base 1 to 456 and encodes 151 amino acids. The transcript is spliced from 3 exons. NCBI's taxonomy places the organism in Eukaryota, Fungi, Basidiomycota, Pucciniomycetes, Pucciniales, Pucciniaceae. The record is from RefSeq and is a predicted model, not a curated record.